This is a messenger RNA of Sinocyclocheilus anshuiensis, 2285 nucleotides long. RefSeq names its product glutamate-rich protein 6. The record is from RefSeq and is a predicted model, not a curated record. The transcript is spliced from 13 exons. Bases 330 to 1757 code for a protein of 475 amino acids. Lineage: Eukaryota; Metazoa; Chordata; Actinopteri; Cypriniformes; Cyprinidae.
CACACACACAAUUUUCACAGCAUCUCAAAUUAUGUGCUGAACUUGUUAAAAUUCCGUGAUGGACAUUUAAUUUAGGUCUGCCUGAACACUAUACGGUCUCCCACAGCGUUUGAUACAGGCUGGACAACUCCCCUAAGAGCUCUCAAAUUUCCAUGGAUACCAUCAACACACACAUACCUUCAAUGCACUGCUGUGGAACAAUCCAGCUGAGUCUAAACAUUCUUCACCUCAUAGGAGAAAAAAAAGUGUGAUAUAUAAGAAACUGCAGGUAAAAUAUAAUCUGGACCAUUGGAAUAGUGAACAUAUGCUCCCAGGAAUACCUGUGUGAUAUGGAAAAUCAAAAGAGAACUUUUCAGCAAGAUGCUGAUUUGGCAGUGAUGGAUUCAGAGAUUGGAACACUCCUAAAUUAUAUAGAUUUUAUGGAGCAGGAGUAUUUUCAGACGUUGGAAUCCACACCAGAUCUCUGUCGUGGGCUUCCAGGACUUCUAAGAUACAAAAGAGAGUCCCAGGAAAGGAUGUACAGUCCUCAGCCCCAAAAGCAAGUGGACUCUCCAAUAUGCUGUCAGUUCUGUGGUUCGAGAGCUUGGCCGCCUCUGGAUCCGGUUUAUGCAGAGACACGAGAGGACUUCUGCUGUGAGGAAUACAGAGAGUUGUUUGAGAUUGUGGUCCAUGAAAAGCAUCUAGCUAUGAAACGUUCUGAUGCAAGGCCUAGUGGACCUGCUCGACUAGAUGACCCCUUCAUCACUGAGGACGAAGAACUACAAGAUAAAGCACAAGAAAGAGGAAAACGCAGUUUCAGACAGCAGCAGAGAGAGAUGCAGAGAUAUGACAGAGAUGCUCACUCCAGUUUAUUGGCAUCAAACAACAAUGUGCCUCAUGAUAAAACAGUCAUCAGUUUCCGGCUCUCUAACUGUCCACCCAAUGAGGAUGUUUGUAAAGAUAAAGAGUACAUGCAUGUGGACGAGACCUCUGGACAAUGGACACAUGAGUCUUCAGAUCCGGGGUCAAUUCAGUUUGGUUUAACACAUCACCAGUACAAUUCAAGUUUCUUGGAGAAGUACUACUCUAAUGGAGAUAAAUUUCUCACUGUGUUUCCAGAUGCUUCUGCACAAGUUUUCUAUCCCUCAGGAAACCUGGCUCUCAUCAUUCUCAGCAGCAAGAAGGAAAGGAUCUGUAUCAUACAUGAUGACAUGCCGACUCCUCUCUGUCCAGUCCGAGCCCUCUUUCAGUCUAAUGGCAGAGCCACUUGUUACCAUAGCAACGGCAGCAUUUGGUUGAGUAUGGAUGCUUGGGGUGGACGGAGUCUAGAUGAAGGCGGGAGAAGGAUCAGAACAUGGAGCUGGACAGACAAGGCUCAAACACCAACACCCCUGAGACCACUCUUUCUGUCGCUCAACAGAAAUAUAGGGGUACGAGUUCUUGGUCAACAGUUGGUGUUUGUGUCAUUCCUUGCUUCUGGACAGCAAGCCAGAUUCAGAGUAGGCAGCUGUGAGCUGUCCAAAGAACACAACAUACCUCCUCAAGUCCUCAUGUGUAAAGAGGAACUGGUACUUCUGGCAUGCAGGGUUGGCCUUCACAUGGCUCUGAUACGGUUACAGCAGUGCCAAGCCUUCCCAUCCAGCCCAACACACCUGCGGGUCAGACCUCCACCUUUCCUCCACUCGCUGGUCCGAAGGUUGAGGAGUUUAAGCCACAGAGUACAAAUGGAAGAGCCAGACAAGGCCUUUAUCCAGCACUGUCUGCAGGCCUGUCCAUGAACUGACAUGCUUAAAAUUAGUAUACAAAACAUACUGGAGGAAUUUCACUUGACUAAAGGUGCGAAUUUUUGUAGAAAAAAGUUCCGAUGUCCCUUGUCAAUAUUUUAGCAGUGUAUGAAGUACUGCUCAGACAGAAGUGACUUUCAAACACAGCAGCUUUCUGUUGCGGUCAGUGUGGCAAAUUCACGCAACCAACUACAUUCCCUAUCUGCAUAGGGAACUCUUUCGCCCUCAUACUAACUUCCAAAACAAUCUCAUGGCGAAUCAUAACUAUUUUAUGUUAUGGCUCAUUCAUACGUUUUCGUAUGGUCUGCCCCAGUGAGAGUUAUGUUGUAAAACACUCACAAUGUACAAAUUCAUACAAAAUUGUCACCUCCCAAGGAAUUCACACUUCGCAGAGAGGUUGAUUGACAGGUGAUCUGGCCAGUCAGAACGCUGAAUCUGCCAGUUUGUCUGACAAACAAACCAGACAGGACAGUAGUUAACAUCAGUGGACUUGAACAUGAAAAAUGUUGUGAACUGACAUCU